AUGGCAAACACUUUCAAAUAUAUUCGCUGGAGUGGGCAUUGGUUUCCUACCGACGACCUCGACGCGAACAGCCCCAAGUUUCUAAGUUUUGAAUUUUUCAGAUCACUGAUUCUCACUCUGACAAUACCUUUGCAAGUGAUCCCAUGCAUCAUUGACUUGGUAUUGAAAAUACCGGAUAUGCCAAAGGUGAUUAUGAAUGCCAUAAGCACUCUUUACGGCAUUCAGACAUUCUGCAGAGUAAUUUUCAUCGGCGUAAUGAGAAAAGACAUUUGGAAUAUUUUCAAAGAAUUUGACAAUUUUCAAGUACCCGCGUCGUUUCGUCUUCUCCGUGAUCAGAAUGCGGCCUCGAAGGCGUUCAAAACUUCGAACACAUUAUUUCUGGGAAUAUUCUGGGUAGCACAAUUUACAGGAUGCUUAUUCACUGUCGCACCAUUUGUAAUGUCAUAUGAGGCACGAAUUCAAAAACUUAAGUUAUUGGCAUUGAACGGAACAGUACCUCACGUCCUGGUAUACGAAGCUUGGUAUCCCUUUGAUAUAUCUGGAUUUCCAGUUUAUCAGCUCACUAUACUAUUCCAAUCCUUCUGCGGCUGUGUUUGGAUCAACAUGACUUCAACUUCGGAUGCUAUUUUUCUUGCAAUUAUUAUUCGUGAAGCGGAGGAAUUCAAUGUCUUACAUAAUAUGCUGGUCAUACUUUCCAAUGUAAAAACGCACAGAGUCAAAGAAAGGUCUGCACAAACAAUUAGAAAUAGCCUCGUUCGACAUUCCAGUUGCACCGAGUGGCCCGAGGAUCCAAAUAUUUUGUUGAUUUCCUGGAUUGAGCACCAUCAACUUGUACUCCGUAUCCUAGUAGAAAUAAGGAAAACGUUUUCCGUUUUCGUCUUCAUUGUGGUUGGAUGCAACGCAUUGUCUUUGGUUCUUUUGGCAUACAUCGGAGCUACGAUUAAAGACGUGACUGCAUUACUUUCAAUGAUCAGUUUCUUGUUUGUCGUUACGGCACAAUUGUUCAGUUUUUCCUGGUACACGGUGAAACUGACAACGAGAGCCGAAGAAAUGUCUCAAGAAUUACUCAGGAUUAAUUGGUGGGAAGCUCCUGUUUCCUAUAAAAUGUCUUCGAAAUUCGCAUCAUUAAGAGCAUUGAAAACUGUAUCGAUAUCUGGAAUGGGAUACUUCGAUUUGAAUCUGGAAAUGUUUUUAUCGAUUGUUCAAGGUGCUUCAUCGUAUUUCAUGGUUCUAAUUCAUUUGACAAGUGACGAAUAA
Messenger RNA from Neodiprion virginianus, 1257 nucleotides. RefSeq names its product odorant receptor coreceptor-like. Gene Ontology annotation, molecular function: olfactory receptor activity; odorant binding. The record is from RefSeq and is a predicted model, not a curated record. The transcript is spliced from 7 exons. Gene Ontology annotation, biological process: sensory perception of smell; detection of chemical stimulus involved in sensory perception of smell. Bases 1 to 1257 code for a protein of 418 amino acids. NCBI's taxonomy places the organism in Eukaryota, Metazoa, Arthropoda, Insecta, Hymenoptera, Diprionidae. Gene Ontology annotation, cellular component: plasma membrane.